UCUCCCCGACCUUUCGCUGGACUCAGCUUGUUCGACAUUUUGUCAAACGAGUCAUAGUUCAAACCCCGGCAGCAGUUCGACCAUCUUUCCUCUGCCGUGGGCCACUUCGAUCUCUCUUUGCUCUCAGUCUGUGUCCUGUCAUAGCAAAUGGUCGGAGGAGAGGUCCCAGAAGCCGGCGUGCAUUGGAAACCCGGUUGGCUACAGGGGUGAUCAGCUACCAGGGGAUCAUAGGACGUGGAUUGGGUUGACAUGGACAUGAAGGGUCCCGAACAGAAAAGUACACUUGGAGGAACCACUCAACAGAUGACGAUACUUGUUGAUGGGUCUUUAGCUCCUGCACAAGCUCGAUGUAGUGGUACAUCCAGCAAUUGGCUUUCUGAGCGCGGUCUUCGUUUAUCCGCCCCCAACUUCGCGUCUUUUCAUGACAGAAAGGCCGACUGCGGUGUUAUUCGCCACAAUCCGAGUACUUGUUCCCACCUCGUUAAACGAGGUUUCGGACAACAUCGUUCGUGUUGGGAAGUGACUCUUUGGCAAGCUUUGGUGCUGAUCAAGGAUUCGGCUCAUGCCGGAGUAGGUGUUCUGCAUUCUUUUCAGUCUUACACCGCAAAGACCUGCUUGGGGCUCUUCUCGCAUUCCUUUCGAUUGUUCUUCGUCGCACUAGUUUGUUCUCGAACGCGUUUACUUCCUCCGGUCCAGGGUAUGGCUUCUUAUGAUCCAGCAUAUGUUGUGCACCUUGUUCCGUGUUUCUACCAAGCCCAGAAGUUCACUGCUAGAAUGAAAGGUCUCAUAUGGACUCGUCGGACGGCCGUCUCCUUCUGUGAAUUACCACUCCUUUGGGAUGUAGUAAUAGAGGUUCUUCCAGCCUCGAGUGCAGUUGGAAGAUGUCAGUUGUCCGAUAGUUCGUUGGGAUCCGUAGUUUUGGUUCAGCACUUUGGCGUGUCGGUGGUUCACAGCUUGGUUGCCUCUUCGCUGGGGAAGACUCCAUUCCUUUUUGGUUCCGUUGUAGAUGUGAUGCAUCUAGUUUAUGCCCGUACAAGAAGACGAGUGACUGUGAAAGUGGGAAGAACCCUUUGUCAGAGAGCAGUUGACUGGACGUCUUUUUGAAGACGAGGAAUUGCGUGGAUUCACGAAACAUCUCUGCAUGAAUCUACCUUGGUAAAGCUGUGCUAGUUUCAUACAUCCCUUCACUGC
Molecule: messenger RNA, 1191 nt
Organism: Lentinula edodes (shiitake mushroom)
Lineage: Eukaryota; Fungi; Basidiomycota; Agaricomycetes; Agaricales; Omphalotaceae
Exons: 2
Coding region: 250-1104 (284 amino acids)
Source: RefSeq, a predicted model, not a curated record